Messenger RNA from Paramisgurnus dabryanus, 3774 nucleotides. The record is from RefSeq and is a predicted model, not a curated record. Lineage: Eukaryota; Metazoa; Chordata; Actinopteri; Cypriniformes; Cobitidae.
CAUUUACAGCCAUAAUCUGUGGAUCUAUUUGUGAAUCAAAUCGGAAAGUAUCUGGAAAGGUAGCAUUUAUUUUUUGCUGAUCUACUCCCAAGUUUCAUUGUCUACUAUAACAAAGCUAAGAAACUUCAAGGAAAUAUACUGGAUUAAAAUGAGCCAGACUUGCAUACCUGAUGUUAUGGAUUUGCAGUCUAUAAAGCCAGUCAGGGAUCUUCUGCAAGAGGGUAUUGAGUCUAUUUGUAGUAUCAGUACAUCCCUCUUUGAUGCCCAUGUAGAUCACAACACUGGCAAAUGUUUUGAUUAUGAACAAAUCAGGAAACACAUUGCACAUGCUGACCAGUGUCUGAAUAGGUCAGAGAAGAUGAGUGAAGAAAAACUGAGAAGUUUGGAUGAAUCUAUAGAGCGUCUUCUAAAAAAGAAGGAAUGUGGUGUCCAAAAACAGAAAGAGAAAAACAUAGCCAUGAAUAAACUGCACACACACAAGACAAGUGCGGAAGAAAUGCUGAAUAUUUCCAAGGCAGCUUUGGAGCAGGCAGGAAAAAACCUAUCCUCAGAAAAAGAAGCAUUAGAAAAAGAGAAAGCAAGGAUGAACUCAAGUGCAGUGUUAACAGGUGUUGGGGCAGGACUGCUUGUAAUACCAGUGGCUGGAUGGAUUGCUGGUCCAAUAGUCAUGUAUGGGGGAGUAUGUGGAAUUCAUGAUGCAAUAAACGGCAUCAAUUCUGCUGUGAACAAUAUAGAAAAGGCUGAAUCUCAGUUGAGAGAAUAUACCAGUAAGGUGUCUAAUUAUCAGUCCAGAAUCUCUGAAUUACAGAAUGACAUCAAGAUAACAAAUAAAGAACUAACUAAGAUUCAAGAGGAGAUUGAAGGGCUCAAGCAGCAUCUAGUGGAAAUAGCUGAAAUUCAGAAAACUGUCAGGCAAGCUGUACACCUUCUGAGUGUUCUUAGUGGAAGAGUCGCUGUAUUGGAAAAACAAACUCAACGUUUGAUCAUCUGGGUACCUGUGAUGAAGGUGAUGGAAGAUGUGAUGAAGGCAGCAUUAAAAAUAGCAGAGAAUCAGUUCUUCUAUAGUCGGGGUCUUCCAGGCAUCAUAAAUACUUUGAGGGAAAAUAUGGAUAGAAUAUUGGCUAUAUGCAAUUCACCCAGCAAUUCAGAAUAUGACAGCUAUUACUGACAAUCCCCUUUUAAUAUUAGAACCAGGGCUUGACAUUAACAUCCGCCAACCCACCAAAUGCAGGUAGAUUUCUGAUGUGAUGGGUAAAGGCCAGUUCACACUGGUCAGACAACUACCAACUCCAACAGACACCAACAGAAACCAACAGACAACCACAUUCUAAAGUCUCAUUUACUUUGAUCCAACAACUGCCAACAGGGGUUUCACACUGGUCAGACAGACUCCAACAUCUGACCAGUGUGAAGUGGCCUUAAGACAGCCAAUCCCACUAGCCACUUUGUAAGGUUGAAUAUAAUUUUUUUUGUUUUCUUUAAAGAUAUGCGAAAUGAUAAACAAUGCGUAAUGCAACACUGGCAAACUAUAGAGAGCUUGAGCACUGAUGGUUUUGAGAAUGCAGCGACACAGUCUGAGCACACACACACUUCGGGAAAUAUAAGACAAUUGCAUGGAAGUGAUUGAAGAGAUUUAAAGUGUGUGCACACUCUCUGGGCAAAAGCGGAGAGAAAUUCAUAGCGCAUACCUGAAUACACAUGUCCUAGUAUUGUCCAAAGUCAAGGGAAACCCGCGAGCAGAGAGGUUCACGCAUCAUAUUAAUGUAGGCUACUUUGGGCAACAAAAAUGCCCUCUUGACAUUUGCCUUGAGUAGAUUAAAGCUAACUAUUGCAAGAUAAAUAUAUUUUCUAGACAAAUUAUGUGAAUGCUUUGUUAAAGAACAAAGUAUUUAGUUCAGACUUAAAGUGAUCGACUGUGUCUGAUUCUCAGACAUCAGAUGGCAAACCAUUCCAGAGCUUAGGGGCUAAGUAGGAAAAGGAUCUACCAUCUUUUGACACUUUUGAUAUUCUAGGGAUAAUUAAGACACCAGAAUUUUGUGACUGCAGUGUACGUGAUGGAUUGUAUUCUGAUAGUAAUUCUCUAAGAUACAAGGGUGCUAGGCCAUUUAAGGCUUUGUAGGUGAUUAGUAAUAUUUAAAAAUGUAUACAAUAUUUAACUGGUAGUGUAAAAAUGCCAAAAUUGGGCUUAUGUGGUCAUACUUCUUAGUUCGAGUGAGCACUCUUGCAGCGGUGUUUUAAACAAGCUUAAGCUUGUUUGCCUGAUAUGCAUGGCAUCCCCCGAGUAACAAAUUACAAUAGUCUAUUCUAGAGGUCAUAAAAGCGUGGAUAAGCUUCUCUGCAUCUGAGGCAGCCAAUAUAUGGUGUAUUUUUCAGAUAUUUCUAAGAUUGAAGAAAGCUGUGCGGCAGACGUUGGAGAUAUGACUAUCGAAGGAUAAAUUGCUUUCGAAUAUGACACCUAGGUUCUUAACUGUGGAAGAUGGCACCACGUGCCGCCAUAUAUGGGCUACUUGUAACCUGACAUAUUUUGUUUGGAGCGAUUCGGUUCAAUAAUAAGUAUCUCUGUCUUACUGAAGUUUAGCAUAAGGAAGUUAUGUGCCAUCCAGUCACUAAUAUCGCUUAUACAGUCUGUUAGCUAAGAAAACUGUUGGAUUUCGCUUGGAUGUCACAAUAUGUAAAGCUGGGUAUCAUCUGCAUAGCAGUAAAAACUGACAUUAUGUUUCCUGAUAAUGUCUCCUAGAGGUAACAUAUAUAACGAGAAUAGGAUAGGACCUAAAACCCUGUGGUACGCCGUAUUUAACCGGGGAGUGAUAUGACUUUUCCUCAUUUACAUAAAGUGAUAUUGAUUUGUUAGAUACGAUCUAAACCAGGCUAACGCCUGACCACUAAUGCCAACAUAAUUUUCUAGUCUAUCGAGUAAGAUUGUGUGAUCUAUUGUGUCAAAGGCUGCACUAAGGUCUAGUAAUAUAAGAAUUUAGAUUUCACCACAAUCGGAUGUUAAAAGGAGGUCAUUUGUAACUCUAAACAGCGCUGUCUCUGUGCUAUGGUGGGGCAUGAAUCCUGAUUGGAACUUUUCAUACGUAUUAUUAUUCACUAAGAAUGCACAUAGCUGACUUGCCACUACCUUUUCUAAUAUUUUAGAAAGAAAAGGGAGAUUAGAGAUUGGUCUAAAAUUAUUAAGAUCUCCCUGGUCAAGGUGUGGUUUUUUAAUGAGCGGUCUAAUAACUGCUAGUUUGAAAGCUGUUGGAUUGUACCCUAGUUUUAGCGAUUAGUUAAACAUAUUCAAUACUGGGUCUGACACUAAAGGGAAUACCACUUUAAGUAAUGUUGUGGGAAUGGGGUCUAAUAUACAGGACGAUGAUUUGGAUGAUGUUACUUAUUUAGAGAGCUCUUCUAUUGUAGUAGGUUUAAAUGACUCAAGAUGUUCGUAUGGUAAUCUAGUGUUAAAUGUACUAUUGGGUAGAGUGGUGGCUGCUUGCGUAGCUUUGAUGUUUUCCCUAACAACCGUAAUUUUGAGUAAGGAAGUUCAUGAAGUUGUUAUUACUGUGUUGAAAUUUAGUAUCGGUUUCUGUUUAUUCUUUCUUUCUAGUCGGUUUCGCAACUGUACUAGAAACAAGCUAACAGUAAAAUUCAUGUGCAUGUUUUGACAAUAUUUACUGCUAUUUUUAAUAAAUAUUUAAAUUGUUUGUCUAUUGUUUGUGUGGUCAAUCUGCAUUUGAAAGUCAAUCUGCAUCUUAUCUAGCUAAAUCAAAGUAAACAUACUCAAAAUAAAGUCAU